AUGGGGGGUAGUAAAAAUGAUAAUUUGUAUGUUAUGAAAGGAGGAGGAAUAAGUAAGUGUGCAAAAGGAAAUAAAGCAAAUGGAGAAAGUAAUAAUAAAAUAUUUGGAAAAAAUUUAGCUAGUUCAAAAAAUAAAGAAAAAAUUAAUGUAAAUAAAAAUUCAAAAGGAAGUAAUAAUAAAAUAAGAACUGCAGGGAAAGUUAUAAACACUAUAUCAAAAUUUAAUGAUUCCUAUGCAUUAAUAUUUCCGAAUGCAUUACCAGUAAAACAAAUUUUGUGGGGAUUAGAUCCCUUAAAUAAAGUAUGGAGAUAUUGCUCUAUUGUUUAUGCAAGACCAAAAAAUAAAAAUUUAAAUGAUAUAAAUUUAAUAUUUCCUUUAAAUAUAAACAAAAGUGAAAUUAUAAAUAAAAUUAAUAAUGAAUUAAAUAAUAAUAAUAAUACAUUAAAAGAAAGUGAUUAUGAUUAUUAUGUUCAUUGGGAAAAGUUUGAUAGAAGAUUAGAUUGCUGGCUACCUUAUGAAAAUUUAAGAUUAUUAGACAAGGAGCCAGAUGAUGGUCUUCCACUUAUAAAGGAUACCGAAAGUGUUUCUGACCAUGAACAUGCAGGGAUUGAUAAGGAGUAUUUAAGAGAGCAUGAAGAAAAUACUAAAUUAAAAACUAUAAAUCAAAUCAAAUUUGGAAAAUAUUUAAUUGAUACAUGGUAUUUUUCUCCUUACCCAAAAGAAUAUCAAAAUAUUGAUGUUUUAUAUAUAUGUGAAUUUUGUUUGUCUUUCUAUAAAGAAGAAAAAGAAAUGAUUCGUCAUACAGAAAAAUGUGAAAUUAGACAUCCCCCUGGUAAUGAAAUAUAUAGAAAUGAUAAAAUAUCUAUUUUUGAGAUAGAUGGGAACUAUUUUAGAAUAUAUUGUGAAAAUUUAUGUUUUUUAUCAAAAUUAUUUCUUGAUCAUAAAACAUUGAAGCAUAGAGUUAAUUUAUUUUUAUUUUAUGUUAUAACUGAAUAUGAUGAAUAUGGCUAUCAUAUAACUGGAUACUUUUCUAAAGAAAAAUAUUCCAAGAAUAACGUUUCAUGUAUACUUACCUUACCACAACAUCAAAAAAAGGGUUAUGGAAAAUUUCUGAUUAAUUUUAGUUAUUUUUUAUCUCAAACAGAAAAAAGAACAGGUACACCUGAAAGACCACUUUCUGAUUUAGGUGUGGCUUCAUAUAUGGCUUAUUGGUAUGAAACAUUAUUAAAAGUUUUAGUUAAUUAUGAACAAUUAUCAAUCCAUGAGCUAUCGGAAAUUACUAGUAUUGAAACAAAUGAUAUAAUUUCUUGCUUAGAAGAGAAAGAAAUUCUUAAAAAUAUAUCAAAUGGAGAAUAUUUUUAUUAUAUUAAUCCAAAACAGUUAGAAUUUAUUCUUAGCAAAAUUAAUCAAAAAAAUAGUGAAUUAUGUAGAAAUAAAUUACAUUGGGUAUCUUAUGAUUAUUACCUAGCUUUAUAUGAAUAA
Messenger RNA from Plasmodium gallinaceum, 1482 nucleotides. RefSeq names its product histone acetyltransferase, putative (gene MYST). Lineage: Eukaryota; Apicomplexa; Aconoidasida; Haemosporida; Plasmodiidae. Gene Ontology annotation, molecular function: histone acetyltransferase activity. The transcript has a single exon. The record is from RefSeq and is a predicted model, not a curated record. The coding region runs from base 1 to 1482 and encodes 493 amino acids. Gene Ontology annotation, biological process: regulation of DNA-templated transcription.